AUGUUGCUGGCAAUACUCAUCUCUAACUUUGCUGGAAACUUUCUCCUAGAGAGGUUCAAUGGAGUUCCAUCUGAAGAAAGAUUACACUGGAAAACUUUCUUGGUUAAAUUGGGAGCUGAUAAUCUCAAGGGUGCAAGAAAUGAAGAGCUUUUUGUUUCUUCACAAAAGUCAGUUUACAUUGUUUACACAGUGCUGGGAGGUGUCUGUAUAUACAUUGUCGGCAAGGAUGAGUAUGAUGAACUUGCUCUGACUGAGGUGAUGUUUGUAAUAACCUCUUCAAUAAAGGAUGCCUGUGGGAAAUCUCCAAGUGAACGUUUGUUUCUUGAUAAAUAUGGAAAGAUCUGUUUAUGUCUUGAUGAAAUUGUUUGGAAGGGAAUCCUGGAAAACACAGAGAAAGAUAGAAUCAAAAGGCUGAUAGGAUUAAAGCCUCCAAAUCCAACAGAGAUUUGAUCAGUUCUUGUCUCCGGUUGAAGGCUGUGGUUCUUGACAUUCCCCUUUCUCUUAGAAGAUGGGACAAUAAACUUUCUG
Molecule: messenger RNA, 528 nt
Organism: Gossypium raimondii (Peruvian cotton)
Lineage: Eukaryota; Viridiplantae; Streptophyta; Magnoliopsida; Malvales; Malvaceae
Exons: 5
Coding region: 1-450 (149 amino acids)
Biological process (GO): retrograde vesicle-mediated transport, Golgi to endoplasmic reticulum; intracellular protein transport; intra-Golgi vesicle-mediated transport
Cellular component (GO): COPI vesicle coat
Source: RefSeq, a predicted model, not a curated record